Eurypyga helias (sunbittern) is the source of this 2163-nucleotide messenger RNA. RefSeq names its product ubiquitin-like modifier activating enzyme 6 (gene UBA6). Gene Ontology annotation, molecular function: ubiquitin-like modifier activating enzyme activity. The coding region runs from base 1 to 2163 and encodes 720 amino acids. Gene Ontology annotation, biological process: protein modification by small protein conjugation. Gene Ontology annotation, cellular component: cytoplasm. The record is from RefSeq and is a predicted model, not a curated record. The transcript has 22 exons. NCBI's taxonomy places the organism in Eukaryota, Metazoa, Chordata, Aves, Eurypygiformes, Eurypygidae.
AUGACUGUUGUUAUCCUGAAUUCUGUUUUCCAGGAACGUUUGGAGAAGCAGAUAACAAAUCCAUUAUGCCUUGUGGCGGAUUUCAGCAAGCCUGAGGCACCUUUGCAGAUCCAUGUUGCCAUGCUCGCCUUGAACCGCUUCCAGGAGAGCUUCGGUCGCGGACCGAACAUUGGAUGCCCUCAAGAUGCUGAGGAAAUGCUGAAAAUAGCCGUGUCUAUAAGUGAAACGCUGGAAACCAGACCGCAGGUGAAUGGCGAUGUAGUGAAGUGGCUGUCUAGGACUGCUCAGGGAUUUCUAGCUCCUCUGGCUGCAGCGGUGGGCGGUGUUGCUAGCCAGGAAGUCCUGAAAGCAGUAACAGGAAAAUUUUCUCCGUUGCAGCAGUGGCUGUACAUAGAUAUGUUAGACAUUGUAACACCCCUGGAAAAGAUGGGCUCUGAAGAAUUCCUCCCACGGGGAGACAGGUAUGAUGCCUUGCGGGCUUGUGUUGGCGAUUCCCUGUGCCAGAAGCUGCACGAUUUGAAUGUUUUCUUGGUUGGCUGUGGAGCCAUAGGCUGCGAAAUGCUGAAGAACUUUGCGCUUCUUGGUGUUGGUGCUGGGCAAGACAAGGGAUUGGUUACAAUUACAGAUCCUGACUUGAUAGAGAAAUCCAACCUGAACAGGCAGUUCCUUUUUCGACCUCAUCACAUACAGAAACCUAAAAGCUAUACUGCAGCAGAAGCAACCCUGAACAUCAAUCCUUGCUUAAAGAUUGACUCAUAUAUAAAUAAAGUUUGUCCAGCCACUGAGAACACUUACAGCGAUGAAUUCUAUACCAAGCAAGACGUGAUUGUGACCGCUCUGGACAACGUUGAGGCCAGGAGAUACAUUGAUAGUCGUUGUGUAGCAAACCUGCGUCCUCUUCUAGACUCCGGAACUAUGGGAACGAAAGGACACACGGAAGUCAUUGUGCCCCAUCUAACAGAGUCCUAUAACAGUCACCGGGAUCCACCGGAAGAAGAAAUACCCUUUUGCACCUUGAAGUCUUUCCCAGCUGCCAUUGAGCACACGAUACAGUGGGCAAGAGAUAAGUUUGAAAGUUCGUUUUCUCACAAGCCUUCGUUGUUUAACAAAUUCUGGCAAACCUAUCCAUCUGCAGAAGAGGUUUUACAGAGAAUAAAAUCGGGGGAGAGCUUAGAAGGCUGUUUCCAUGUUAUUAAAACUCUCAGUAGAAGACCUCAGAACUGGACCCAGUGUGUGGAACUAGCAAGAGUAAAAUUUGAGAAGUAUUUCAGCCAUAAGGCUCUUCAGCUCCUUCAUUCAUUUCCCCUCGAUACACGAUUAAAAGACGGAAGUUUGUUUUGGCAGUCACCGAAGAGGCCACCCUUCCCAGUGAAGUUUGAAAUUAGUGAUCCUUUGCACUACGGUUUCAUUGUGAGCGCAGCCAAACUCUUCGCCGCAGUGUACUGCGUUCCUUUCACGGAAAAGGAUUUGUCGGAGGAAACUAUUUUGAAGAUCAUCUCGGCUGUGAAGGUACCAGAGUUCAGACCUUCAAACAAAGUUGUACAGACUGAUGAGACUGCGAGAAAACCAGAUCACAUUCCAGUCAGCAGUGAGGAUGAAAGAAAUGCUAUUUUCCAGCUGGAGAAGUCCAUACAGUCCAACGAAGCUCUGCAGAACGACUUGCAGAUGAAGCCCAUCUCCUUUGAAAAAGAUGACGACAGUAACGGGCAUAUGGAUUUCAUAACAGCAGCAUCCAACCUGCGAGCCAGGAUGUACAACAUCGAACCAGCAGAUCGGUUCAAAACAAAGCGCAUUGCUGGGAAGAUCAUUCCUGCCAUCGCCACAGCUACUGCUGCCGUGUCGGGGCUGGUUGCCCUGGAACUCAUCAAAGUGGUGGGUGGCUACCCAGCUGAGGCGUACAAGAACUGUUUCCUGAACCUCGCCAUUCCCAUAAUGGUUUUUACGGAAACCGCUGGAGUGAGACGAACGGAAAUCAGAAAUGGGAUCUCUUUUACCAUCUGGGACAGGUGGACGGUUUAUGGGAAAGAGGAUUUUACUCUGUUGGACUUCAUAAAUGCUGUCAGAGAGAAAUACGGAAUUGAACCGACCAUGGUUGUACAGGGAGUCAAAAUGCUGUAUGUUCCUGUGAUGCCAGGUCACAUUAAAAGGUUAAAGCUGACGUAA